GUUUUUAAUUGUACGGAUUCCAAAAAGAGUAUGGUGGAAUGGUGAUACUAAGAAUUGGUCUCUUACAACAGACACAAUCCGUAAUUCGGCAUCCUACAAUUUUGUUACUUUUUCUUCAAAAACACAGCCCACAUGGGCAAAAAUUACUUUGAGGAUCUAUUUGAGAAGGCUUUUGUUUACAUUCACUACGAUGAGAAUGUUGAAAGCUGUAUCUUUCGCGCGUCUUGUUGGCUAAAAGAGGCCAACGAACUGUAUUCUUCAAGUCAAUGGAUGAGCUCUUAUAUUUUAUAUUUGAGAGUGUUCAAACUUGUGUAUAUCAUUCCUCAACGAUUUCGUAUAUCUAAAAACGCUUCCUACUAUAAUGAUCUUCUACAAAUUCAAAAGAACACAAUACAACUCACAGAGCGACUUACGACACUGCAAAAAAGGAUUGCAGUGAUGCAUGCAUUUACUCCCAUCGAACUAUCUCACGUUUUACAGCUAGCAAACCAUCAUGACCCCUCUACGAUUUUCUUAAAUAUUUAUGCUCAUAACUCUUCGAAGGAAUACAGUUUUUCGUCGGGUACUGUUUUUUUAGAUGCCUCAUUCAUUCAAAACAAUUCAUUAGAUGCCAUUCGUACAGUCAUCAAAACUCCCCACCAAGCUCACAUUAAAACUGCUAUCUGUUACUCAUGUGACAAUAUGCUUGACGAUGCAAAUAUCGCAUCUAAAAUAUAUUUAUCAUUACUUGCUAUGGGAAUUACACCUCGUUUCUUAGACCUAAAUUCCCCCGCAAAAGUUGGAAAGAAUACUAUUUCAAUAAGCCCAGUUGGCUUGACAAACCUUGGAAAUUCGUGCUACAUGAAUUCUAUUUUGCAAUGCUGUUUCGCAUGUUCACCUUUCGUCAGUCUGUUUAUUGAUGGUCAAGCCUUACGAAGUCUUAAUCAAAACAACCCAUUAGGCACUGGUGGAAAACUGACAACUGCGUUCACAAGCUUGUCUCAUCAAGUACGAGCAUUACAAGGGCAAGGAGUUUGUUCCCCAAAAGACUUUUUAGCCAACGUCUGUAGCAUAUACUCUGAAUUCGACACAGCUUCCCAGCACGAUGCCCAGGAAUUUUUGAACUUCUUUUUGGAUUCUUUACAUGAAGAUUUAAACUCAUCAGCGGGUAAAGCACCAUUGCCAGAAUUAACCACAGAGCAACAGGCUGCUAAAGAACGUCUCCCAAUGUCACAUUUGGCCAACAUUGAAUGGAAUAUCUACAAACGUAGGAACUCUAGCCCGAUCGCAGAUUUAUUCUUUGGUCAGCUUGCUAGCCAAAUCAAGUGUCUAACAUGCCAGCGAACGUCCACAACAUUUGCACCAUUCUCAUCUUUAGCACUACCUAUAAAAGACACGACAACAUCUUGCACACUCGAAACUUGUAUCAGUGCAUUUUCAAUGCAAGAAGUCUUACAAGGAAACAACGCAUGGCAUUGCCCAAAAUGCGACGUUCCUAGAGAUGCAAAGAAAACAAUGAGCGUUUCACGAUUACCGUCCGUAUUGAUCUUUCAACUUAAACGGUUUCGUAUGAUUGGCACAACUCAUCGUAAAAUUGAGACUUCCCUUGAGUUCAAGAAGAGAAUAUCAAGCGGCAUGAUUGUUCCACCUUCUUUUCAAUCAUCUAUAUACUAUGAACCCGUUGAUUAUGAACUGUUUGCAUUUGUAAACCAUUAUGGAGAUUUGGAAAAUGGUCACUAUACGGCUACGGUAUUCCAUAAUUAUGAUUGGUAUUACUGUGAUGAUGCCAUUGUGCAACCUGUUACGGAUUUUAAAAGAAUUUACCAGAAUUUCUCGACUGCGUACAUUCUGUUUUAUCAAAAAGUUGAUGCGGCAAAUUAGCGAAUACCUGGAAAUAAUAAUAAAUUUUGACGUUUCUUAAAUAACAAAAAAAAUACACAUCUAUGCUCCGUAACAAUUAAAAGAAUUUGAAGUCACAGAAAUAUGACAAAUAAGAUUAAACAUUCUAGGCUGUCUUUCGCUUGAUAUUUUCACGAGCUGACUUUCGUUUUUUGAAUAAAACCGGCUUCCCUAAAUCGUUUGCUGACUCAUUUUUACCGAGUUGUUCAAUUUCCGGUGCUUUCUUUUCUUGAACUUUAUAUUUGGACAGUUCAUUAAAAUCGGUUUCACGAACUAUUUCUCGAUUUCGUUUCAACGAUGGCUGUGACAAUUCAAACGAUUUAGAAUUUUGUGAGCAUGAUUCUGAGUUUGUGGACUUUUGUUCAGCUUCACUGAUCUGUGUUGGAAUGGAGUCAGUUUCAUUUACAGGUGUUGUCAAUUGCCAAUCAUCGAGUGUAUGAAUCUUUUUAGCAGUUUGCUUUAUGGGUUCUUUCCGUACAACUUUUCGUUCGUACGGAGCUAAUGUUGAGUCUGAUUUCGGAGCCUUUUUUGCUACGUUGUUAACAAUCCCAUUUUGAUUUCGCCGGUGUAUAUCAUCCAUGAACUUCUUAAUUGCAUUUUGAUGUUUGAAUGUAGCUUCAUGUUCGCGUCGACCUAGUUUUGUAUCUGUAACAAACUUUUAAUGUUAAUAAAAAUAAGAACUUUUUAGACGUCGAUGUAAAAACCUUGUUACAAUACUUGCAAAAAUACUUUGG
Molecule: messenger RNA, 2612 nt
Organism: Schizosaccharomyces japonicus yFS275
Lineage: Eukaryota; Fungi; Ascomycota; Schizosaccharomycetes; Schizosaccharomycetales; Schizosaccharomycetaceae
Product: ubiquitin carboxy terminal hydrolase Ubp4
Exons: 3
Coding region: 133-1860 (575 amino acids)
Biological process (GO): ubiquitin-dependent protein catabolic process; protein deubiquitination
Molecular function (GO): cysteine-type deubiquitinase activity
Source: RefSeq, a predicted model, not a curated record